UUGGAUUGUUUGAACCUCGGUUACAUCUCCCAGCAACUGACUUCACCGGGACUCUUCUCCUCAUCUAUCCUUUCGGACCUUCUUCUUAGCAGGUACCUGCCACCUGCGACUCCUGCAGAAUGAUGGCAGACGGGCAAAUAAAGCUUCUUCUUCUUAUACCAGUGUUAUUCUUGGCUGCAACAGAAGCAUGCAACCUUACUUGUUCUUUGGGUCACGUCAAUGCAGAAUGUGAUUCAUGCAUGUGUGAAGAUUACCUUCUUGUUGGUCAAAUCCGUACAGAUGAUUGGAAGGAAGCUGUUGGAGUUUCUGUUUACAGACAAGGAAAAAACAUGAAACUUCUAACAACAUCUGAUGUUGAUGGAAAUAUACAAAUUCCAGGGAUUUGUCCAAAUGACAUUUCAAAACUAAAAUUCAAAUUGGCCAAACACACUGUUGCAAAUCUUAGAAUACAGAAAAGGAUCGGCAAAACCAUCUUUACUGAUAUUGUUCUAAAAAGGGCAGAAAAGUUGUAUGUAGUGAAAAACCCAGAGGACAAAGCCAGGCAUGAAGGGCAGGCAGUUUCUCUCUGCUGCAAAGUUGAUGGACAGCCACAGCCUGAUAGCUUCUUGUGGUUCCAUAAUGACACUCUUCUGGUCAAAAGACAAUACAACUAUGACAGUACACUCGUGCUGAGACAUCUCAAGAGAAGUCAGGCCGGACAUUAUUAUUGCAAAGCUACCAAUGAAGAUGGAUCUAUAAAAUCCCAGCCUGCAAAACUCACCAUUUUUGGUUCCAAUGAGCCUUCAUGUAAUCCAGUUCCGGAGAGUUAUCUCAUUAGAUUACCUCACGACUGCUUACAAAAUUCUUCAAACUCUUUCUACUAUGAUGUAGGCAGAUGCCCAUUGGUCACAUGCGUCGGACAACUUAAGAACAGCAUAAGUUGCACAGACACCACAUCUUACUGCUGUGGAGUUGAAAACCUAGAAGAACAACAUGUUUCUUGCAAUGGUUACCUUCUGCCAAUAAAGGUGGUAACCAAAUGUGGAUGUCAAAAAUGUGUUGAAACAAAGGUGGUGGUAUAUGGGCGUGCAGUGGCCGCAGAUAAUGGAGAGCCUAUGCGCUUUGGACAUAUUUUUAUGGGAAUGAGCAGAGUUGGCAGGACUGGCUACAAAGGAACAUUUUCUGUUCAGGUACCGACAGACACAGAAAGACUGGUGCUCACGUUUGUUGAUCAUUUACAGAAGUUUGUCAACACUACCAAAGUUUUGGCCUUUAAUAAAAAAGGGGGCUCUAUUUUCCAUGAAAUUAAACUUUUGCGGAAGCAAGAUCCAGUCACAUUGCUUUCAACUCAGACCAACACAAUCACUCUGGGUAAAAGUGAAGGACAAGAAGCCAUUGCUGAAAUGGAAAUUCCCCCACAAGCUUUUUACAGGGAAAAUGGUGAUGUUUAUACUGGGAAAGUUCAAGCUAGCAUAACAUUCUUGGAUCCCCGAAAAAUGUCUACAGCUUUAGCUGCUCAAAGUGAUCUUAACUUUAUUGAUACAGAAGGAGAUGUUUUACCUCUGUGGACUUAUGGAAUGUUUUCUGUCGAUUUUACCAACGAAGAAGGCACAGAGUCUCUCAAUGCUGAUCAAGUCAAUGUUUUUCUGGACUCAACACAAAUUACAAUUCCUGGACAUCAGGAAAAAAUGAAACUGUGGUCCCUCAAUCCACAAACUGGUCUCUGGGAGGAAGAAGGAGAUUUUCAUUUUAAAAAGGCAAGACGGGGUAAACGAGAAGAACGAACAUUCUUAAUUGGGAACAUGGAGAUCCGAGAAAGACGCUUGUUCAACUUGGAUGUUCCUGAAAGCAGAAGGUGCUAUGUUAAAAUAAGAGCAUUCAGGAGUGAAAGAUUUAUGCCAAGUGAACAGGUAGAGGGAGUUCUUAUAAAUUUGAUCAACAUGGAACCAAUGGAUGGAUUUUCUACAAAUCCCAAAGCAUGGGGAAGGUUUGACAGUGCCAUUACUGGAUCUAACGGUGCAUGCCUACCCGCUUUCUGUGAUGACCAAAAUCCUGAUGCUUACUCUGCCUUUGUCACGGGUAGCCUGGGUGGUGAGGAACUAGAAGCUGUGGCCUCUUCCCCAAAGUACAUACCUAAUGUUAUUGGAGUGCCACAGCCCUACUUAAACAAACUUAAGUAUCAAAGAAGUGACCAUCAUGAUCCCAAAGCCAAGAAAACUGCCUUCCAAAUCAAUGUUGCAAAACCAAAUCCAAAUGCUGCAGAAGAAAUCAAUGGACCAAUUUAUCCUUAUGAGAAUCUCAAAGAUUGUGAAGAGGCAUCUUUUUCCAGUGGUCACUUCAGAUUUCAUAGAGUUGAAGGUGAUAGAUAUGAUUUUAACACUGUUCCUUUCAAUGAAGAUGACCCAAUGAGUUGGACCCAAGACUAUCUUAGCUGGUGGCCAAGACCACAGGAAUAUAGGGCAUGCUACAUAAAAGUAAAAAUUAAUUCUCUUCAGGAAAUUGUUGUUCGCUCCAGAAACAUGGGGGGUACACAUCCACAGACAGUUGGCAAGUUAUAUGGAAUUCGAGAUGUUCGUAGUACACGCGAUAUGGAGCAGCCUACUGUGUCAGCUGUCUGCCUGGAAUUUAAAUGUAGUGGAAUGCUAUAUGACCAGGAUCGAGUGGACCGCUCACUGGUGAAAAUUAUCCCUCAGGGAAGUUGCAAAAGAGAACAUGUUAAUGCUAUGCUCCAAGAAUACUUAGUGAAUCACCUUCCCCUUGCUGUCAAUAAUGAUACCAAUGAGUUCACUAUGUUGGCUCCCUUGGACCCUCUUGGACAUAACUAUGGAAUAUACACGGUUACUGACCAGGAUCCUCGGACAGCGAAGGAAAUUGCUUUGAGCCGCUGUUUUGAUGGAACUUCAGAUGGCUCAUCUCGAGUUAUGAAGAGUAAUUUAGGUGUAGCCUUAACAUUUAAGUGUGGAGAAAAGGAAGUUGCUCGUUCCAGUCCAUUUCAGACACCACAGCGCCUCCCUGAUGAGUCGGUAGCAUUGAGUUCUUUUCGGAAACGAAGAACAAAUAAAAGACAGAGAGGUGGGAUUGCUCGCAACCAAAGUAGAGCUAGAAAGACAGUAUGAAUAUGAAUAAAUACUGGGGUACAAUGUCAUAACACAAUAGGCAAGUUGUAUUUCAAAUUUCAGACAUUUUUCUGAUUACUGACACUAAGAACAUUUCCAGGAAAAUGAAACACACACACACACUAUAUGAAAAGCUGUUAGUUUUACAUGUUUGCAGUAGUUUAUGAAAACCAUGCACCAUAAAAGGAAUUUCUACUGAUCUAAAAAUAUACAUAAAAUGAACUGAUUUUUACUUGUUUGGCAAAUACCAACAUAAAAUUCAUCCCCUACCCACCUCAGAACAUUUGCAUGCUUAGACAGAGUGUAUAGAGCUGUUCAUCAGAAUGUCUGAGGUUUUCUUUGUUUAGUUUAUUUUAGUAAACAAACUUUCCAAUAUCAAUGUGUAUGUUUUAGUGAAUGUCUAAGAAGUAAAAUACAUUAAACAUUCAAUGUUGGCUGUUCAAUCAGAAAAUCUGCAACAAGAAUGUGUAUAAAUAUAUAUAAAUAUCA
This is a messenger RNA of Erpetoichthys calabaricus (reedfish), 3584 nucleotides long. RefSeq names its product cartilage intermediate layer protein, nucleotide pyrophosphohydrolase (gene cilp). The coding region runs from base 120 to 3095 and encodes 991 amino acids. The transcript is spliced from 6 exons. The record is from RefSeq and is a predicted model, not a curated record. NCBI's taxonomy places the organism in Eukaryota, Metazoa, Chordata, Cladistia, Polypteriformes, Polypteridae.